This is a messenger RNA of Neltuma alba, 2223 nucleotides long. RefSeq names its product lectin-domain containing receptor kinase VI.3-like. Gene Ontology annotation, molecular function: protein kinase activity; carbohydrate binding; ATP binding. The transcript has 2 exons. The record is from RefSeq and is a predicted model, not a curated record. Gene Ontology annotation, biological process: protein phosphorylation. The coding region runs from base 1 to 2079 and encodes 692 amino acids. NCBI's taxonomy places the organism in Eukaryota, Viridiplantae, Streptophyta, Magnoliopsida, Fabales, Fabaceae.
AUGGCUUCAUCAUCAUUAGCAGCAGCAGAAGCAUCAACGCUUGGUUUCCUUCUGCUCCUUCUCCUUCUCUUUCUUUCUUUUCUGGUUGCGUCCAAGGCUCAGCAAGAUACCCCAUUUUUGUUUGAGGGAUUCAAUAACAGUGAAAAUUAUCUAAACCUUGAAGGAGCUACAGUUGUCAAAGCCAGUGGUUCGCUUAAACUCACCAACAGAUCAUACAAUAUUGUAGGCCAUGCUUUCUAUUACAAACCCUUUCAGAUGCUUAAUACAACCAAUACAACCAAACAAAAAGUUUCUUCCUUUAGCACAUCCUUUGUUUUCUCCAUUGUCCCUUCAGCCUCUGGCCCUGGAGGCUUUGGCCUUGCUUUCGUCAUAGCUCCCUCAACUCAAUUUCCAUGGUCAAGUCCUGGCCAUCUUCUUGGUCUUGUUAACUCCUCCAAUGAUGGGAAUCCAUCAAAUCACCUUUUUAUAGUCGAAUUUGAUACGGUGAAUGGCUACGGAAGUCAGGCUGACAGUAAAGGGAACCAUAUUGGAGUCAAUAUCAAUGGCAUGAACUCAAACGUCAAUGAACCAGCUGCUUAUUUUAAAGAAGGCACAGAAGCUCAGAAGGAAGAAUUCAUCAUGGAGGAAUCUGAUGCUGUCCAAGCUUGGAUAGAUUAUGAUGGUGACGAGAAAAUUGUGAACGUGACCAUAGCUCCUGCGUCACUGCCCACCAAACCCUCCAAAGCACUCAUAUCCCGUUCGAUUGACCUUCAGGAGGUUCUGAAGGACACCAUGUAUGUUGGUUUCUCAGCGUCAACUGGGGAAAGUAAAGCAAGCUCCCAUUACAUUCUGGGAUGGAGCUUUUCAAUGAAUGGGCCUUCUGCUGCACUCAACAGGUCCAAGCUUCCAGAGCCACCACCAAAGGAGAAUGAUCCAAGUUCAACUUCUUUCCGUUGGGUCAACCUUGCCAUUGGAGUUCUAUCUGCUGUAAUCAUAAUAUUGUUGUUUUCCUUGUGUUCUGCAACAUUGUACAGGAGGUACACCAAUUUCGAGACUCUUGAGGAUUGGGAACCAGAUUGUCCUCACAGAUUCAGAUACAGAGAUCUUCACAUAGCAACAAAAGGAUUCAGAGAGAGUGAGCUAAUAGGAAUGGGAGGUUGUGGUGCAGUAUACAAAGGUGUCUUGUCUUCUAAAGGAAAUGAGAUUGCCGUGAAGAGGAUCGUGCGAGGUCCAAUCCAAGGAAUGAGGGAAUUUGCAGCUGAGAUUGAAAGCUUAGGAAGAUUGAGACAUAAAAACUUGGUCAAUCUUCAAGGAUGGUGCAAGCGAAAAAACGAUCUUCUUCUAGUCUAUGAUUACAUCUCCAAUGGAAGCCUCGAUUCACUCCUCUUCAAUCCAAGCAUUGUUUUGAGCUGGGAUCAGAGGUUCAAUAUCAUCAAAGGCAUAGCUAAUGGGAUAUUAUAUCUGCAUGAAGACUGGGAGCAAGUGGUGAUUCACAGAGACAUCAAAACAGGUAAUAUUCUCAUAGAUGAGGACUUAAAUGCUCGUGUAGGUGAUUUUGGCCUUGCUAGGCUGUAUGAUCAUGGUGAAGUAUCUCACACAACCAAUGUGGUUGGCACAAUUGGGUAUAUAGCACCAGAAUUAACUCGUACAGGAAAGGCAUCGACAAACUCUGAUGUGUAUUCUUAUGGGGUUUUGCUUCUUGAAGUUGUUAGUGGGAGGAGACCUGUUGAGUCAGGACAAUUUUUCUUGUUAGAUUGGGUUGUAGAGAAUCACAGCUUGGGUCAGAUUCUUGAAGUUGUUGACCCCAAGUUGAAUUCAAUGUAUGAUGAAGAAGAGGUGGAAUUGGUUCUGAAACUGGGUCUUCUGUGUGCUCAACACAGAGCUGAUUUAAGACCCACCAUGAGACAAGUGACAAGAUAUCUAAACUUUGAUGACCCUAUUCCAGCUAUUGGGGAUUGGAGGGGACAAAUCAAUUCCGGAAGUAGCAGAGUCAGCUCUGGUUUCCUGGAAAUUGUGUCUGCAGGUAAUAUGUCAACUUCGUAUACUAACUUAUCCUCCAUUAAUAGUAUGAGCAGCAGAUUUAUAGAAGAUGGCAGGUAGCAAUGUAUAUGUUAAUGUCCUUAUAUUCGUUGCCUUUAAAAUCAAGAAUUGAAAUGGUACAAAAGUUUCAAUCCGCACAAAGCAUCAAUCAGGAAUUGAUGGAGCUUGUAUUUUGAGACAUACGAGAAGAUCAAAGUCUUAAAA